CUACAGUUCAGCGAAAGUACUUGCGGUUAUCGGGUGAAAAUUUGUUGCCAUGAAUCCUUUGAGAAUAUUUUGUGUGGCGGUCUUAUUAAUGGCGGCAGUUUCCGCUGUGCCAAAUCAGCCCCAACCAUACAUGAGCAUGAGGCAGAAUGGUGUUAGUGGUAAGUUGAAACCCUCACAAUGGCUCUCCUCAUCGGAAUUGGAACAAAUACCCUCGGUGGAAGAUAUCAGUUUGCAAAGUUUGGAAAAUAUGGCGGUGGAAAAGGGUGCCAAGUUGAUAGAGAAAAUCUUUCAUUUGUCCCAAAUUAAUCAUGAUUUGAAGCCUAACUUUGUGCCCAGUCCCAGCAGUGUUGCUUGUUACAUUGUUAAGCCUAAUGGUCAGAAAGUAUCCACCACUUUGGACAAAUUAGCUUCAGUUUGCAAGCAACAAUCCAACUUUGGCGACGAGGAGGUAACCAUUUUCAUUACUGGUUUACCCGCUACCACUGAAACUAUUAAGAAGGCCAAUCGUAAAUUGAUUGAUGCCUACCUACAACGUUACAACAUCAAGAGACAACAACCUCAAAGAUAUGACAUUUCUGGCGAAAAAUCUGCUCGUACAUCUAGUGAAGAGGACUCUAGCGAAUGGAAAAAGCAAGAACGCUCAUCAGGCAAUCUGGUGAUCAUUGAUUUGGGCGCCAAAUUGAACAGCCUUAAACGUUUUGUCAUGUUGGAUGUUGAAGAAACUGGUGCCAUGAUUGGUUCUGCCAUAGUUGAUUUGACCGAUAAAUGCAAUGUUGCUGAUGAAACCGUUCACGUUAUUGCUCAAGGUAUUGCUGCUCAUGUUGCUGGUGCCGCUGCCAAUGAUUACACCCGUCAAACUGGUCGUAAAUUGAGACGUAUCACUGCCUUGGAUCCCUCAAAAUUGUUCGCUAAGAAUCCUCAUACCUUAUCUGGUCUUUCGCGUGGUGAUGCCGAAUUUGUUGAUGCCAUCCACACCAAUGUCUAUGGCAUGGGUACCAUUCAACGUGUAGGUGAUGUUGAUUUCUAUCCCAAUGGUCCUUCUGCUUCGGUACCUGGUGCUGAGAAUAUCGUUGAAGCUAGCAUGCGUGCCACUCGUUACUUCGCUGAAUCUGUCCGUCCUGGUAAUGAACGUAAUUUCCCAGCUGUUGCCGCCAACUCAUUGAAAGACUACAAAAACAAUGAUGGUUUCGGUAAACGUGUUUAUAUGGGUAUUGACACUGAUUAUGAUUUGGAAGGUGAUUUCAUUUUACAAGUUAAUUCUAAGAGCCCAUUCGGUAAGAGCGCUCCUGCUAAGAAACAAAACAGCUAUCAUGGUAUCCAUAAAUCCUGGAAAAAUUCUGAAGACUAUUAA
Messenger RNA from Calliphora vicina (urban bluebottle blowfly), 1351 nucleotides. RefSeq names its product vitellogenin-1-like. Gene Ontology annotation, biological process: lipid catabolic process. NCBI's taxonomy places the organism in Eukaryota, Metazoa, Arthropoda, Insecta, Diptera, Calliphoridae. The coding region runs from base 50 to 1351 and encodes 433 amino acids. The record is from RefSeq and is a predicted model, not a curated record. Gene Ontology annotation, molecular function: lipase activity. The transcript has 3 exons.